CCUAAAAAAACAAACCCAACCUGUAGUUCUCAGCUCUGCCAACCUGUCAGUCCAGCCAUGCAAGAGAGGGAGAGAGAAAAAAGGAGGGAGUGAAGCAGAGAUUCUUUCAGAUCUCAGCAGAUAUUAAGAUUUCCAAUGAACAAAGGAAACAAAUAGCCCCUGGGACCACAAGUGUGUUUUGUAAACUGAUGCCACGAGGCAGAUAUGAGAAAGAUGACUGAACAGAGUGGUUGCUAUAGGCCUGUAAACAUACAGGGAAAUAAGAUCAGUUACAAAGGCUCUUGCAAAAAAAGCCCAGAAAGGGGGAUGAAAAGACAGCAGAAGCGGUUUCUCCACAAGGAUGGCAGCUGCAAUGUGUACUUCAAACACAUCUUUGGGGAAUGGGAGAGCUACGUGGUGGACAUAUUUACCACCCUGGUGGACAUCAAGUGGCGUCACAUGUUUGUCAUCUUCUCCCUGUCCUACGUUCUGUCAUGGCUGUUCUUUGGACUGGUCUUCUGGCUGAUAGCAAUGCAACACGGAGAUUUAUUGAAUGAUGAAGAAACAACGCCCUGUGUUGCAAAUGUCCAUAGCUUCACGGGGGCAUUCCUGUUCUCCCUCGAAACCCAGACGACCAUUGGUUAUGGUUACCGCUGCGUUACAGAGGAGUGCUCUGUGGCAAUCCUGAUGGUUAUCCUGCAGUCAGUACUAAGCUGCAUUAUAGACACUUUCAUCAUCGGAGCAGCCUUGGCUAAAAUGGCCACGGCUCGAAAAAGAGCCCAAACCAUUCGUUUCAGCUACUAUGCUGUGGUAGGCCUGAGGGAUGAGAAAUUUUGCCUGAUGUGGCGCAUCGGCGAUUUCCGACCAAACCACAUGGUGGAGGGCUCUGUACGAGCUCAGCUCCUGCGCUACAAGGAAGACAAGGAAGGAAGGAUGACAAUGGAAUACAAAGACUUGAAGCUGCUGAAUGACCAGAUCAUACUUGUUACACCAGUGACAGUAGUGCAUGAAAUUAACAGUGAGAGUCCUUUGUAUGGUCUGGAUCGCAAAGCUUUGGCCAAGGACAACUUUGAGAUCUUGGUCACAUUUGUCUACACAGGGGAUUCAACAGGGACUUCACAUCAGUCAAGAAGCUCAUACGUGCCCAGAGAGAUUCUUUGGGGCUAUAGGUUUAAUGAUGUCUUACAUGUAAAGAAGAAAUACUAUAAAGUGGAUUGCUUGCAGUUUGAGGAAACUACAGAGGUUUAUGCUCCUCACUGCAGUGCCAUGCAGCUGGACAGGAAGGAGCAAGAAUGGAAUCGAACAGAGAAGAUGCUGGAAAAAGAAGCAGAGACAUCAGUGACAGAAAUCAAAUCAUUAAGUGAAAACCAGAAAUCAUUUAGUGCAGUUGCCCUCAUCACUAGUUGUGAAGAUCCAGAAGACUCAGUGGCAACUGUCAGUCAGCCUUCUGGAGAAGCAUCUUAUCAGAAAGCAGCUGUGACCUUAAGCAGGCUAUCGCUGGAGUCACAAAUCUAGCUUUUCACUGCAAUUAAAAUCAGUUCCAACAAUUUCUCCUAGCAUAGCUUUUAGAGUAUAAACAAUGAACUCAUGUGCACAAGUAUUUACAUUAUAAGCCUCACGCUGUCAGCAUGCCUACAUUAAAAUACUGCUAAAAGGAGCUUCAUAAUGGUUAGUGUGGGUAUCAGUAACAGAUUAGUGCUGGCACAAGAAAACAGCUUAUAUUUGGGUUGACUAGACAGCUACUGUGCUUGAGCAAACUUAUUCUAAACUUUAUUACCCUGGAGGGACUAAUGUUGAAGACACCCAGAGAGAGAUAAUGAUCUAUGCAGAGAACUAGAACAAUGCAGCGUGCCCUCUAGGUCAGACAUUUCAAAACUGCCUAACUUACUUGGGAGUUCAGUUCCCUGCCCCUCUGGGAGGCUCUGAAAUUCCCCUACUAUCACAGAAAGUGAUUGCUCUUGUGUGACAAUUGCCCCUCUCUGGCAGUUCAGGUGAAGCCCCUUUCCUGGGGUUGCACUGGGGAACAUGCAGGGCUGUUCUAUGUAAGAGGGAGAGAACUGGCAGUACUGGAACCCAGUGUUACUGAAGUAGCUUUGAGAACCUGCUUAUACCUUCAGUUCUCUGAGAUACCCAAUGAGAUCCUGCAGAGCUUUUCUCAUUUCUUUGUCAUGAGCUGCUCCCACUAAUGCCACAGCCUCACAAUUCAAUCUAUGCGCUCUGUCAGCUGCAUGCUAUGGUGCUGCAUGCAGGCUUGGCUCUGUCAGCAAGGAAGGCUGGUCAAAUGGGUUCCUUUGCACUCUUCAGAAAUCAAAAUAGAAUCUCGAGCCUGAGAUGAAAAUCAGCACAAUCGUGUUAAGCCUCAGGACAGAGCAGCCUGGUUUUAGAGGGAGCUUUGCCAUUCUUAACAUCAAAAUGCCUUUUCAUUUCAGAAUGCCAGUCUUGCUUUUGCUUUUAUUGUGUUACACUGCUUUAGAAAGAAAUCGUUAAAUCUAGAGACCAAAAGGCAUGAUUUUGUCAAAAUGAAAUAUGUUUAUUCAUCUGAAAUGACUGUAAAAAUGAUCCUUUGCAGAGAAAUUCAACACACUCAGCUGUCAGCUCCAUUUGCAAAAAGAAAAAGAAAGAAAACGUCAGCGUUUCGAAGUUGCCAUGACAUGGAAGUUCCAUGCCCUGCACACCUCUGUUAUCCAAUACACAAUAUCUCAUCAUGCUUUUUUUUCCCCCUGAUGACGAUCACAUCUAAUUUACGUUAUGUUUCAUUAUCCUGCUGAUGUAAAAGUUAUUGACUCUGAAUUUAUGGUUGCCUAAAAUGGAAUUUAUCUCACUUGACCUUAGCCACCAAGAGGUGAAGUAUCACCUACUGGCCAAGGCUCUCUGUAGUUGCUGUAACUUUGCUCUGUCUUCACAGAGGACUCCAUUCCAUCCCCACCUGAGUGGUUGGGGAGCUGAAGGCAAUAGGAUGGUAUUAUCCCGGAAGUGCUCAUCCAUCCCUGUUUGUUGUUGAAGGAGAUGAGAUGACUGUUUUGGAAAUGCUGGCUAACUUUAAGCAGUUAAAAUUAGGUCUGAUGAGUCACUCCCAUCGUGCUGACUAAUUCAAAGUUUUUAUGAGCUAAUCACAUUUAAUGAAAAGAAAACCAGCAGACUGAUUGCUUUUUCCUCUCCUCUCCUCUCCUCUCCUCUCCUCUCCUCUCC
Messenger RNA from Lagopus leucura (white-tailed ptarmigan), 3168 nucleotides. It is a transcript of the gene KCNJ16, whose product is annotated as potassium inwardly rectifying channel subfamily J member 16. The transcript has 2 exons. The record is from RefSeq and is a predicted model, not a curated record. Gene Ontology annotation, biological process: regulation of monoatomic ion transmembrane transport; potassium ion import across plasma membrane. Lineage: Eukaryota; Metazoa; Chordata; Aves; Galliformes; Phasianidae. Gene Ontology annotation, molecular function: inward rectifier potassium channel activity. Bases 205 to 1494 code for a protein of 429 amino acids. Gene Ontology annotation, cellular component: plasma membrane.